AUGAGCAGUGCUGCUCAGAGCCCGCCAGCCACGGUCUCGGGCGCCAGCUACGCCGCUGCCGCUGUCACUAUGGCCCAUUACAAAGCCGCCGACUCGAAGCGGGAGCAGUUCCGGAGGUACUUGGAGAAGUCGGGGGUGCUGGACACGCUGACCAAGGUAUUGGUAGCCUUAUAUGAAGAACCAGAGAAACCUAAUAGUGCUUUGGAUUUUUUAAAGCAUCACUUAGGAGCUGCUACCCCAGAAAAUCCAGAAAUAGAGCUGCUUCGCCUAGAAUUGGCAGAAAUGAAAGAGAAAUAUGAAGCUAUUGUAGAAGAAAAUAAAAAACUGAAAACAAAGCUUGCUCAGUAUGAACCACCUCAGGAGGAGAAGCGUGCUGAAUAGGAAUCUUCUCAAUUGAAAAGACACUGACAAAAUGGUUUUGUAUGACUUGAAUAGUUUGUAUAGUAUAUAAUCUUUUCUGAACAGAUGCUAUAGAACUCUUUUAAUAUGUUGAAUUCACCUACCACACUUUAACUGUUAUAUAAAACACAUAUACUUAGAAUCACCAAUAAAAACUCAAUAUAACUUUCUUUGGGUCUUAAAAGCAGGAGAAUCCAAAGUGAAUCCCGAAAAAAAAAUCUAAACACAGCCAUCUAAUUCAUUACCUUAAAAGACAUUCUGUUUAUUAGUCUGACUAGGAAUGAUGGUACUGGUGGUAUUUUAGCCAAGGAAGUUCAGCAUGGAGCUGUUCCUUGGUUUAGUUCAGGAUAUGAGCACAGGUACCUUCAUUCUUUAAAAUGAAGCCGACACUGUUGUUUAUAUCCUCUGUAGGCAGCUGGAAAGAUCUGUGUGACAGAAGAUGCUUUUGCACGGGUUCCCAUGAAUCUUCUGCUCUUGUUUAUAUAACGUGGAACAAAUAACUCUUCUUUGCCACCACUCUGCCUUAGAUAACCGUGUGUGUGCCAGUGUGAACUCUGACACCACGUGUCCUUCUAUGCAAUCAUGCCCUACCUGAUAACGUUGCCUUGCUUUGCUCUGUGCUUCAGUGGGUCCUAGCUGCACAUUGGCCUGUGUUGUUUUUCGAUUUGCCAUACUAGCAGUUAUCCUGACUGUAAUUUAUAAUAACUUAAAGCAGGAUCACACUGUUCCCCUGCCUUACUUGUUGCUUAGCUGAGCACAGAACAGAGGCAAUCUAAAAUUCUGGGUUCAUGCACAAGCUGGGAUAAGAAGGGGAAUGAGCCGUAUAUCGUGGAAAAUUAUAGUUUGCGGGUAUAAUUAUACAGUGCUUUUUCCCCCUCAAAGUAUUUUUCUAGCCUUGAAUUCAUUUUAUCUUCAUUAUCCCUGUGAAGUAGGUAGGGCAAGUAUGAGGGGAGGUUGGGUGCUGAAUUUUUAGGCCAAAGACUGAUAUUAAUACAAAUUAUUUACUAACUGUAGAACCUUGGGCACAUCAGUCAACUGCUCUGAGAUUCACUUUCCUCAUAUGUUAAAUGAGAAUAGUAUCUGUGCUGCCUACCUCACAGGGUUGUUGUGAGGGUCAAAUGGAAUGUAUGUGAAGAUCUGUAAAUGGUAAAGCACUAUAUUCUUGUU
Panthera uncia (snow leopard) is the source of this 1566-nucleotide messenger RNA. It is a transcript of the gene MYCBP, whose product is annotated as MYC binding protein. Gene Ontology annotation, biological process: regulation of DNA-templated transcription. NCBI's taxonomy places the organism in Eukaryota, Metazoa, Chordata, Mammalia, Carnivora, Felidae. Gene Ontology annotation, molecular function: transcription coactivator activity. Bases 1 to 381 code for a protein of 126 amino acids. The transcript is spliced from 5 exons. Gene Ontology annotation, cellular component: nucleus. The record is from RefSeq and is a predicted model, not a curated record.